This is a messenger RNA of Clonostachys rhizophaga, 1182 nucleotides long. NCBI's taxonomy places the organism in Eukaryota, Fungi, Ascomycota, Sordariomycetes, Hypocreales, Bionectriaceae. The record is from the annotation of a GenBank genome assembly.
AUGGAGGAUUGGCGCGUCGUGGUGAGGCAGGACCACGGCCAGAAGACGGCGAGCAAUGACCCAAAUGCGGUAAUACAGACCAUCACGAACCCAACAAGCACGGCUGGGGGACCGGGAGGACAGCUUCCACCCUCGACCACGAGCAGUCAGGCAGCGUCCGUACCGUCGAUUUCGACCAACUACGUCACGUUCAACGAAGAGAAAAUAUUCACCACCGACAACACGUUUAACGAUGGCACUUCCGACCGCAUAUUCGUCGCAGAUUGGAUGAAACUCAAUGCUGUAAACUUCACCUAUUCUUGGGAGGAUAGCAGUUUCGAGCCCCUCAACGUAUCAUUGAUAGUGGUGAACCAAAACAACAAGGAUGUCGACCACACAAACGUCAGCGCCUCAAGCAGCUCAUCGCUCUCUUUAACAAAUGGGUCUAUAAAGUUCAAUUACACCAAGUUGACUGAAGGCGCAGAAGAGGGCCAAAGCAGCGCACAAUCCAGCGUGGACGGCUUCGUCCUCGCCCUGGACAUGUAUUGGCAGUCCAAAGGCAAAUCUCUCAUUGGACAUUCCUACUCCCCGUACUUUGGUAUCCUUGCAAAUGCAGAGAGCUUCAGAGCUAGCAACCUUCAGAAUACGAUUGCCACGUACGGGACUAACAAGGACGGUCGGGAUGCCGACGUCACCACGGUUGCCAUCCCAUCAAGUAGCAGCAGCAACACGGCCAGUGACGGCCACAGCAACCCCUCGAGCGGCGGCGGCGGCGGCCUAAGCACAGGAGCCAUCGUGGGCAUCGCCAUCGGUGGCGCGGCCGGCCUGGCCAUAAUCGCCCUCGUCGCGUGGUUCCUGCUCCGGCGCCGCAAGAGCAAGUCCCAGAUCGUGGACACGCACGGCGCCUCCAACGCCUACAUCGCGGACAAGGACUCGACCGCCCAGUCGCCGCAGUCCCCCUACGCCGACGACGUCAUGCACAACCCUCGCGCCGACAGCUCGUCCCUCCACAACGCCCACGCCGACAACGUCCCCGGCCCUCGCGAUGGCAGCGGCACGGCGACGCCCUCGGGACUCUCGCGCAACGUUGCUCAUCUGGUCGAGGAGGGCAUGACGGCGGACGACAUCGCGCGCCUGGAAGAGGAAGAGAGGCAACUCGACGACGAGAUCGAGCGCGCGGCCAGCCAAGCAGCGAGGCGGUAG